This is a messenger RNA of Lytechinus variegatus (green sea urchin), 3455 nucleotides long. Its product is annotated as pyruvate dehydrogenase phosphatase regulatory subunit, mitochondrial-like. Gene Ontology annotation, cellular component: mitochondrion; mitochondrial matrix; cytoplasm. The coding region runs from base 195 to 2807 and encodes 870 amino acids. The transcript has 17 exons. Gene Ontology annotation, molecular function: protein binding; oxidoreductase activity. Lineage: Eukaryota; Metazoa; Echinodermata; Echinoidea; Temnopleuroida; Toxopneustidae. The record is from RefSeq and is a predicted model, not a curated record.
GGUUCAAUGUGUGCAUGUACUGGGAACUGCUGCUCCAGGGUUGAAUAUUUCAAAUCCGUUAAUCAUUGCAAGUGCUGUGAAACCACUAAACCAAAACUGGGCGUGCUUUAUGAAAUCUUAUUUAAUAUUAUUUUGAUCUUACAUGCAGUCAUUCUGUAGACAAGCUGUGCUUUAAAGUUGCAACAACUCUAACAAUGCAGAAUCUAUUAAAGGGUGGGUCUGUACCCAUCCAGAGGCUUAUACCCAUCUGGAGUGCUUCCCAUCGGAUGUUCUACCCCUCCGCCACCCGUCUUGCCAGCACUCAAUCUUCCCCAUCGGUUGAUUUACCGGAUAGGGCCAAAGUAGUGAUUUGUGGUGGAGGAGUGGCUGGGACCUCCAUUGCAUAUCACCUGGCUAAACUUGGAUGGAAUGAUGUUCUACUUCUUGAGCAAGGAAGUUUGACAUGUGGGACAACCUGGCAUUCUGUUGGGCUAGUAGGCUUGUUAAAGAGCAAUUCAACACUGAGUCAGAUAUCAAGAUGGAGUGCUGAACUUUAUGAAAGUCUCAAGGAAGAAACAGAUAUUGAUACAGGCUUUCGUGUAACCGGGGCAGUCAUGCUUGCUCAAACACAAGAUCGUUUGAUCUCAUAUAAGAGGUUGCAGGCAAGAGAAAGAGAGAUUGGAAGUGAAUGUGAGAUGGUGACUCCUUCCGAGAUUGAGAAGUUACUUCCUUACGUUAGAACAACCGACAUUGUUGGUGGCCUAUAUUCGCCUAAAGAUGGCAGAACAGAUGCCCCUAACACGGUCAUGGCUUUGGCCAAAGGAGCAAGGCUUAACGGUGUUAGUAUCAUUGAGGGUGUUCAAGUUAGCAAAAUAAAGAGUGAGAACGGUCGAGUAUCUGCUGUGGAGACAUCGCAUGGCACAGUCAAAUGUGAAUACUUUGUUAACUGUGGAGGUCAGUGGGCUCGGGAUAUAGGAUUGAAGAGUGAUCCUAUAGUCAGGGUUCCUCUACAUAGUGUCAAGCAUCAAUACAUGAUCACCAAACCCAUUCCCGGUGUAGAGCCUCGUAAUGAUCCUUAUAUACGAGAUUACGAUUUAGGAAACUAUAUCAUAGACUGGGGUGGAGGUUUCUUGGUAGGGAUGUUUGCCAAGAAAGGCCAACCUAUCUUCUUUGAUGGAAUCCCAGAAAAGUCAGAAUUCUUGUCGUUGCCAGAAGACUGGGAUCAUUUUGCUCCACAUCUGCAGGGUUUUCUAAGAAGAGUUCCAGCCGCUGAGAAGGCUGAGGUCCAGCAGCUCUUCAACGGACCCGAGAGUUUCUCGCCCGACUGCAAUCCUCUCUUUGGACCAGCACCCGAGAUGGACAACUACUUUGUGAUGGCCGGCCUGAGCUCACAGGGUGUGGUCUUGAGCGGAGGUCUGGGAAGGGUCAUGGCUGAGUGGAUCGUCAAUGGCCACGCCCCCCUCAACACAUGGUGUGUGGAUCUACGUCGCUUCACCGAGUACCACAAUAACAAGGCUUUCCUGAGAGACAGGGUUACUGAAUCAGAAGGAAUACACUACCAUAAUCCUUUCCCGGGAGAUGUUAACUUUGAGACGGGACGCAUGCUACGUUGUUCUCCUCUGUUUGGUGCCCAGAAGCAAGCUGGGGCAGUGUUUGCUGAGAAGGUUGGUGUGGAGAGGCCAGUCUACUACAUGAACCCAGCAAAUCAAGAGGAAUUUUACGAUGAGCUUCAGAAGGGUACUUUUGGAAAGCCAGCUUGGUUUGACUAUGUCAAUGAAGAGUACUGGGCGUGCCGGGAAAGUGUCUGCCUUAUGGAUAUGUCCUCUUUCAGCAAAUUUGAAUUAGAGUCAGAUGGGCCAGAGGCAUGUGCUCUUCUGCAGAAGUUAUGCCCGAAUGAGAUGAACAUGCCCAUAGGAUCAGUAGCGCACACGCCAAUGCUCAACGAGAGAGGAGGAUAUGAGAACGACUGCAGUGUAGCAAGAGUUUCAGAAAACAAGUACUUCAUGAUCUCACCAACUCAACAACUCAGAAGAGGAUUCAAGUGGAUCUCCAAACACUUGCCAUCGGAUGGUUCUGUACAGCUAAGAGAUGUCACGAGUUACUACACGGGAAUCAAUGUACUGGGACCAAGGGCAAGAAGUGUCUUACAAAGGCUCACAACAACAUCAGUUACUUUAGUAGAUAUGAAGCCCUUCACCGUCAGGGACAUUAGUAUAGGAUAUGCCAACUCAGUGAGAGCCCUAUCUGUCACACACGCAGGAGAAGACGGCUGUGUUCUUUACAUUCCUAAUGAGAUGGCUAUCAAUGUGUACAACUCUCUAAUGAGUGCCGGGAAGUCGUACGGAAUCCGCAAUGUCGGUUACUACGCCCUCAGGUGGCUGAGGAUAGAAAAGCUCUUUGCGUAUUGGGCAGACGAUUUCAAUGACACGCACACUCCUUACGAGAUUGGACGAGAGCACAGGGUGAAGUUUGACAAGGACAUUGACUUCAUUGGCAAGUCAGCCCUGCUAGACCACAAGAACAGAGGAAUCCGAUGUCGUCUAACCCAAUUCACAUUAGAAGACCACGACAUCGACUACCACCUCUGGCCUGCCGGUGGUGAGCCAAUCUAUCGCAAUGGUCAGUAUACUGGUCUUGUCACAUCAACUGGCUAUGGCCCGAGCCUGGGCAAGAUUGUCUGUCUCGGCUGGGUCACGAACUCUGACCCUAUGACCCAUGAUUACGUCACCAAAGCCAACUACGAGGUAGACAUAGCGGGGCAGCGGUAUAAAGCAAAAGCAUCAUUGUAUCCUCAUAAGCAGGCAACAAGACAUGCUCUUAUAGGAUGAGAGGAGGAAAUGCUUGUUGGAAUGCUCCCCAGGGAGUGGGGAAAGUGCAUGCAUGGUGUGCCGCAGGCGAGCCAGGAUCCAAUGACUCGAGCAAUAAGCACUUACAGAGUUUGUUCUGAUGUAUUAAACCCUAUUCGAAUGUGGAGAAGUGUUAUUUGUAUUUUCUAAUAAUCAUUGCUUCAAUGCUAGAGGGCAUCUGAAUAUUAUUUAAAUAGAUAUAACAGUGCCAACAAAAUUAAUUAACUUCAAGGCCAGUUUUAUGAACAUUUUGACUGAUACCUCGAUUGAUAUAAUGCAUCACUGAACACCAUUGUUCUUAAAAGGAUAGCAAAGUGACCAAAAUUGUCUGUGGUCUCUCAUUGUCUGUUUAUUAUAAACAGCUGGUCUUUAAAUUUACGAAACCCGGGUAUAUGGUGCCGAAAUUACGCAACAUUUUGUAAGUGCAUGUCAAACCCAAAAUUGCUCCAAAAUGUGAUUCCUUGUACAAAGUCAAUGCAAAUUGGGUUUCUCAACCAAAAAUCAUAAAUGUAUGAUUAUUUUUACUUUUGUUGAUUUAAAUGGAUUUAUUUUAUUCUAUUUAUAUUUAUGAUUGUAAAAGGGUCACCGACAAAGUUAAUCGGAAAAAAAUAAUAAAAGGCAAAGAAAUAA